Molecule: messenger RNA, 4250 nt
Organism: Pelodiscus sinensis (Chinese soft-shelled turtle)
Lineage: Eukaryota; Metazoa; Chordata; Testudines; Trionychidae
Gene: TTC34
Product: tetratricopeptide repeat domain 34
Molecular function (GO): protein binding
Source: RefSeq, a predicted model, not a curated record
GUGGAAGGAUGAACCUAGCCAGCCAGCUCUCACCCCACCCCUCCCAGCGGCAGCCGCCUCUCCAGAGCACAGCAGCAGGGGACUCUCCAAGAUCACCCUGCACCUCCGCCCCAGUGAGCGUGUCCACACGCACCCAACAGGGCUGAGUGUGAAACGCCACCUGCAGACGACGUAAAUGCCUCAGUGUUCAGAAUGUCAGCCCAGGAACUUGCUGCCCGGCUCUGCCAGGAAGGGGACCAGCACCUUGGUCUGGACGAGCUGCCGCUCGCCACAGCUUUCUACAUGGCUGCAUUCAGCUGCAGUGCGCUCCUGGCAGUACAGAAGGUCAAGUCCCUAGGGAAGGGACCGUGGGGGAAAGUGGUAGCCACCCUGGAGACGUGGUGCACCGGCAAGAGCCCAAUUCCCAGGAUACACUGCAAUGACUUGGCCAUAGUGUCCCUGAACGUGGGAAUCGCUGCCGUCUUCCUAUCCACCCUCAGUCCCAGCAACGUGGCUUCCUCUGUGUUCAAGAUGGAGGCCAUGCUCAGGCAGGGCCGCACUGAAGAAGUGGUGAGCCGGUGCAGCGCCCUGCUCAGCACCCAUCCUGACCAUUCGGUGGAGCUACUGCUGACAAGGGCUUUGGCCUGGAUGCUGUCGGGGACCCACUCUGGGAACGGAGUUGUAGACUAUAUCCAAGCUUUCCUGAUGCACCGGGCUGAGACGGUGGCCUAUCUGCACAGCAGGCAGAGGGAACACCUAUCUCUGGUGAUCCAGACCUUCUCUGAUUACCUCUUAGCACACCAGGAGAAGGGCCCAGAGAGCAGGGCCUUGGACGGCCAGCUGGGUUACUGUUAUGAGUUCCUCGUUGCGUUGGCACCAAAUGACAUCCAGGUGUGCCGGGCACAGGCUGCAUACCUCUUUGAGAAACACAAAUACGAAGAGUGUGUGGCCAUCUACAGCAGGGCUAUGGAGGCCUUAUCUGCUGAUAGCAAGCCCAGAGAUGAGAGGGCUUUGGGUGUCCUCCUGGGCCGGGCAGCUGCUUACUUCUCCUUGGACGGGCGGACACGGGAGAUGUUGCAGGACUUGAUAGAAGCCUUCAAGAUAAGCCCUGGCCAAGCCAAGCGGCACUUUGAGGAGCUUUUCUCAGCUUGUGACACUGAGAAGAUUGAAGAACAGGCCAGAGCUGCCCUGGAGGGAGAGUUUGCGGCCUACCGGGAAGCGGUGCGUACUCGGCCUGAGCUCCGAUGCGAUGCCGGCACAGAACGGCUUUCCCCAGUCCUCCACACUCUCCAGUUCCUCGUGCAGGUUGCCACCGGGUCCAGGCGUGAGCUGAGUGUCCGGCUGGCAGAUUGCCAGCUCCUCAGCAGGCAUGUCAAGAGCGCCCUAAAGCUCUGCAACCAUCUCCUGGCAUCUGAGGAGAAUACCUAUUACAACAGCCUUCUGGUCCUGCGUGGGUUUUGUUACCUCCACGCCCACGCCUGUCAGCAAGCCCUACAGGACUUCCAGAUGGUCAUUGAGCAUGACUCCCCGCACCCCACCAGUUGUAUGAAAGCCCUGUGUGGGCGGGGACUUCUCCGGAUUUUGGGUGGCAGUCCGUAUCUCGCAGCCCUGGAUUAUAUCACUGCUUGCCGGCUGAGAUUAGACGAAACCAUCCUCACUGUCAAGUCCUAUGUGCCCUGGAACCAAAGAGGGCUGCUACUGAAAGUGCUCCAGGAAGAAGGGCAGAAGAUACUGCAGAAAAAGCAGCAUCCAAAAGACAGCUCAGCCGUCAGGCAGAAAAAAGGAGCAGGACUGAACGGCUUCCUGACGAAGGAAGGGGAUGCCUUCGGGGUUCACCAGCUGGCUUCUCUCUUGAUGGAGCUGGACCCUUCUGACGAAGUAUCUCAGAUCCUAUGUGCUGAUGCCCUGUACCAACUGGACCGGGUGGAAGAAGCUCACAGAAUCCUCUUGGUAGCCCUCUCUAAGAACCCCCAGAGCUCUCCCAUCCUGGCAAGGCUGGCGCUACUGCAGCUGAAGAAGGGUUUCUUGUAUGAUGGCACUCAGUUGCUAAAGAAAGUGAUCCAGAUCGGAGACACUUCCUGCCUCCAGCCGAUCAUGGAUAUUUUCAAAGAUGAGGACCGAAGGCUGAUGCACACUCACUGCCACUCCAGGGCUAUGACCAUUCUGAAGAAUAAGCAGGGAGAUACUUACAUCAAAGAAGCCAUCGCCUACCUUUCCUUUGCUAUCAUCGCCUCAGGCGGCGACGCUGAAGAGUCCCUGCUCACCAGGGCCCGAUGUUACGGAUACCUGGGCCAGAAGAAAACCGCUAUUUUUGAUUUUAACGCCGUUCUGAAGGAGGAGCCUAGAAACGUGCAGGCCCUGAGCGGAAGGGGGUUCAUUUACCUGGCUCUGAACCAGCAGAAGGAGGCAGUGCAGGAUUUGACUUCAGCCCUCAAAGAGGAUACAGCCGUGGUAAUCCCAGAGAUCCUGUCGUUAAAGCAGGAAGCCCAAUUGCUCAUCACUCAGUGGCUGCUUGACCACUGCAGGGCUGUGUUAACUGAACUUGUUGCCCAUAAGGACCAUCCCAAGGAAGAGACACUCAAGGACCUCAUUGUGAUUGGUGGGUCUUUAAUUAAAAUGAACAGCCAGGAAGCAAGAUGUCACAUCUUAUAUGGCGACAUUUUAAUGGCAGAUGGGAGGUCUGAAGAGGCCCUUCGUCAUCUCCAGAAGUCAUUCGGCCAGGCUUCCGCUGACAGAUCUGCCAGCGCGCGACUGGCUGUGCUGCAGCUGAGGAGGAGAAACAUGCUGCCGACAGCUCACACCUUGAGCAUUUUGGCUGAGAAAGACCCAGGGGAGCUGGGAUUCCUCAUGAACUUUUUAGACACCAAGCAACGACAGAACCUCUUUCAGGUAGCAGCCCAAGAAGGAAAUUCACUGAUGAAGGACCGCCACUAUGAGAAGGCUCUAAAUUAUUACUCACUGGCUGUCUUAGCAAGCAACAAUAACCCGCGAUACCUUCGGCUGCGUGCCGCAUGCCUGAUGCACCUGAAGGAACACAGCAGGGCAUUAAAGGACAUGGACAAGGUGAUCCAGAAAAGUAGGUCUCAUGACCCAAGAACUCAAACUGAAGAUCACUGCUCAAAGGGUCAUAUCCUCUUAUCACUUGCAGAAGUGGAAGCCGCAGUUAAAGAAUACAUUGAGGCAUUGCAACUAGAACCGUCGCUAGCUUUGUGCAACAUUAAUAAUGGCCCUGGGAGGGAAAUUUUGGCCCAAACAUUUCACCAAAUAGCACAACAUUAUUUUGAAAUUCCCCGCUAUGAAGAGGCCUGGAAAACUGUGGAUUACGGUCUCAUCAUUGACCAAAACAAUAAUGAACUCAAGAAACUAAAAACAAGAAUUAAACGAGAGGCAUCAGGCUGCAGCGUUCAUUAAUUUGCUCGAUUUUGCCCAGUGAUCCAUUGGCUGUGGGUUUUGUUUGUGAGAAGAAAGGAGAGAGUUAGACAUUUACUGCAUACUACAUCAUCCAAUUAAUGGUUCUGAGUAUCUUUUGUGUACACACUGUGCACUGCAUGGCACAAUGCAGACUCUGCACUGUGUACAGCAAAAUCAGGUGAUCCAAUGCAGAACGUUACAAAUAUUAGCGUAAAACUGACCAGCGAAUUCAUGGAAAGGAAAGACCAAGGAGUGGAAUCUUCCAUAUCCAGCACCCAUUUCAAAUACUUUGGACACGGUUAUUAAAAAUUAAGAUUUUCUUACAGAGUAGGCAUUUUCUCUGGAUAGUCUGAAAAUGAAUUCUGGCUAAGCACAUAAAAGUCUCUCCAGCUGAGCAGCAUUUCUAAACAGCUGUGCAGCGUUCUUAAAUAAUGCCUGUGUCGGUACUACUGACGGCUAUUCCUUACCUUUAACAUUCAUUAGCUGUCUCAAGUGCUCCUGUGCUGUACAUAUCAAAGGAGGAGGCCCAGUGGAGGCAAUUGUGACCAUCCCAUCACAGAUAGGUCAUUUGUGGUGCAUUUCAUGUUUAUCAUCGGUAGUCAGUCCUGCCAAUAUCCCAAUCCUGAAAUAUGUGGCUUUCCACAUGUGGAGUUGUGGGUAUUCACCGCCUCUGUCAAGCAGACCACAAAUGCUUUAUAGCAGAGGGGGACAAUAAGCCGCCUACAUGCUGGACGUGGUUCGCCAGGUUUAGCCCCUAGUGGGCCAUGACAUGCUUUAUUUACCUGCAGGUUUGCAGGUAGGGCCACUCGUGGUUCCCAUUGGCCAUGGAUCACCAUUCCUGGCCAAUGGGAGCUGCAAGA